AAAAGUUGGGGAAACAAGAACCAUCUUUUGACUCGAGAGUAAAAUGAAAGAGAGGCAAAGGUUAGAUCUCACAAAGAACAAACAGCAAAUAAUGCAGAUUUUGAAUAUGGUCUCUUCUUAACUCUCUGUCACCCGGAAGCUUGACUUCGUUUAUGGAGAUAGACGCAGCUCCUAUUAGCCGCUGCUCUAAAGAGCACGAAAGGAUCUAUCACGAAUGGUUCAUCUGUGCUGAUUCAGAUAGAGAUGGACGCAUCACCGGAGGCGAUGCCACGAAAUUCUUCUCCAUGUCUAACCUGUCCCGCCAGGAUCUUAAGCAGGUCUGGGCGAUUGCAGAUUCCAAACGGCAAGGCUAUCUUGGUUUUAAAGAAUUUGUGAUUGCUAUGCAGUUAGUGUCUUUGGCUCAAGGUGGACAUGCAAUCACUGCUGAUCUUUUACAUGCGAAAGUUGACUUCGAAAAUUUAGAGCCACCAAAAAUGGAAGGUUUGCAUGCUCUCCUGGAAAAGAAAAAUUAUGUGCCGAGAAGUGAACCCAAGCUGAAUGUGACUGCAGUCAGCUCUCCCAAGCAAUCCUCCCCAGCAGCUAGUUGGUUUCAGUCAUCACAAUCUGUAAAGAAGGUCUCUUUAAGCUCAGUGACAUCAAUAGUUGAUGGAUUAAAAAAACUGUACAUUCAGAAUCUUAAACCACUAGAAGUCACAUACCGCUUUAACGAUUUCGUAUCUCCGACAUUGACAAACAGUGACUUUGAUGCCAAGCCUAUGGUGAUGCUUUUGGGCCAAUACUCUACGGGGAAGACAACUUUUAUUAAACAUUUACUUAGAAGCAGUUAUCCAGGAGCUCACAUUGGGCCAGAACCUACAACUGAUAGAUUUGUGGUCGUAAUGAAUGGACCUGAUGAAAGAAGUAUUCCAGGGAACACAAUUGCUGUUCAAGCAGAUAUGCCAUUCAGUGGUCUGACAACUUUUGGAACAGCAUUUUUGUCAAAAUUCGAAUGUUCUCAAAUGCCUCAUCCUCUAUUGGAACACAUUACGUUCGUUGAUACUCCUGGAGUUUUAUCUGGAGAAAAGCAACGAACACAAAGAAGCUAUGACUUUACUGGAGUAACAUCAUGGUUUGCUGCCAAGUGCGAUCUCAUCCUGUUGUUAUUUGAUCCUCACAAACUUGAUAUUAGUGACGAGUUCAAACGUGUGAUUUCAUCUCUCCGAGGUCAUGAUGAUAAGAUAAGGGUUGUUCUGAACAAAGCUGAUCAAGUUGAUACUCAACAACUUAUGCGGGUUUAUGGGGCACUGAUGUGGUCCUUGGGAAAAGUCCUUAAUACUCCUGAGGUUAUGCGUGUUUACAUUGGGUCAUUCAAUGACAAGCCCAUAAAUGAGGCUGUUACUGGUCCACUUGGGAAAGAACUUUUUGAAAAGGAACAGGAUGACUUGCUGAGUGACUUGAGAGACAUACCAAAGAAAGCUUGUGAUCGACGUAUAAAUGAAUUUGUAAAGCGUGCUAGAGCUGCCAAGAUCCAUGCCUAUAUAAUUAGUCACUUAAAGAAAGAGAUGCCUGCGAUGAUGGGCAAAGCCAAGACUCAACAGCGACUUAUUGACAACUUGGCUGAAGAAUUUGGCAAGGUUCAAAGAGAGCAACAUUUGCCUGCUGGGGAUUUCCCAAAUGUUGAACACUUCAAGGAAAUUCUGAGUGGGUACAACAUUGAUAAGUUUGAAAAGUUGAAACCCAGAUUGGUUCAAGCUGUAGAUGAUAUGCUUGGAUACGACAUCCCCGAACUUCUCAAAAAUUUCAGGAAUCCUUAUGACUAGCAACACCCGCUAGUUGUUGUUGUCCAUGUAGUUGUAGUUGUAGUAGUAGCACAUUGACUUAAUACUACCAUUAUAGUUUUGAUUGAAUUUCAGUGAUGUCAUACAAGUGUAUGUUAAGAUCUCAUUCAUUGACAUCAAAAUUCUUUGUUUUCUACGGGGUUGGAUUCCCUUGC
This is a messenger RNA of Cuscuta epithymum, 1972 nucleotides long. The record is from the annotation of a GenBank genome assembly. Lineage: Eukaryota; Viridiplantae; Streptophyta; Magnoliopsida; Solanales; Convolvulaceae.